Molecule: messenger RNA, 2667 nt
Organism: Carlito syrichta (Philippine tarsier)
Lineage: Eukaryota; Metazoa; Chordata; Mammalia; Primates; Tarsiidae
Gene: ZBTB39
Product: zinc finger and BTB domain containing 39
Exons: 1
Coding region: 146-2281 (711 amino acids)
Biological process (GO): regulation of transcription by RNA polymerase II
Cellular component (GO): nucleus
Molecular function (GO): RNA polymerase II cis-regulatory region sequence-specific DNA binding; DNA-binding transcription factor activity, RNA polymerase II-specific; protein binding
Source: RefSeq, a predicted model, not a curated record
UCUGAGCUUGGAAGACUUCAGAAUGGUGGGGUUUUCCCCCUGCAGAACCUCCCCACCAGCGGGGAUGAUCUUGGCCAUCCAUCUUUUUCUCUUGUCCACAGAUUCACCGUGCUGAUAAGGAGGUGACGUCAUAGGAGCUGCUAAGAUGGGCAUGAGGAUCAAACUGCAAAGCACCAACCACCCCAACAACCUGCUGAAGGAACUCAACAAGUGCCGGCUCUCGGAGACCAUGUGCGACGUCACCAUUGUGGUGGGGAGCCGCUCCUUCCCGGCCCACAAGGCUGUGCUGGCCUGCGCGGCUGGCUACUUCCAGAACCUCUUCCUGAACACCGGGCUUGAUGCCGCCAGGACCUACGUGGUGGACUUCAUCACCCCUGCCAACUUUGAGAAGAUUCUGAGCUUUGUCUACACGUCAGAGCUCUUCACAGACCUGAUCAACGUUGGGGUCAUCUACGAGGUGGCAGAGCGACUGGGCAUGGACGACCUCCUGCAGGCCUGUCACUCCACCUUUCCUGACCUGGAGAGCACUGCUGUGACCAAGCCCCUGACCAGCACCAGUGACAGCCACUCGGGUACUCUGAGCUGCCCCUCAGCAGAGCAUGCCCAUCCCCUUGGGGAACUCCGGGGUGGCGGGGAGCACUUUGGUCCCGAUAGAAACUAUGUGUUGCCUGGUGAUGCUGGAGGGAGCUACAAGGAGGAAGAGAGGAACGUUGCCAGUGACGCCAGCCAUAGCCUGCCUCUGCCACAGCCACCACCGCCGCCCAAGACAGAAGACCACGACACCCCUGCUCCCUUCACGUCUGGUCCUAGUACGGUGACCCAGCCGGGCCUCGGCACUGUCAGCACGGGCAUGCAGGUCAGCAUGAGCUCUUGCCAGCCGUACAGAGUUCAAAGCAAUGGAGACUUCAGUAAAAACAGCUUCUUCACCCCUGACAACGCCAUAGACGUCACCACUGGGACCAACUCCUGUCUGAGCAAUAGUGACCACUCCAGAGACCCAGGCUUUGGGCAGAUGGAUGAGCUCCAGCUGGAGGAGCUGGGGGACGAUGACUUGCAGUUUGAAGACCCUGCUGAGGAGAUGGGCACAGCCGAGGAGGUGAUUGAGCUGAGUGAUGACAGUGAGGAUGAGCUGACUUUCGGAGAGAAUGACAAUCGGGAGAAUAAGGCCAUGCCUUGCCAGGUGUGUAAGAAAGUCCUAGAGCCCAACAUUCAGCUGAUCUGGCAGCACGCUCGGGACCACGUGGACCUGCUGACAGGCAACUGCAAGGUCUGCGAGACCCACUUCCAGGACCGAAACUCCCGGGUGACCCACGUCCUGUCCCACAUUGGCAUUUUCCUCUUCUCCUGCGACAUGUGUGAAACUAAGUUCUUUACCCAGUGGCAGCUGACCCUUCACCGACGGGAUGGAAUAUUCGAGAACAACAUUGUUGUCCACCCCAGCGACCCUCUGCCUGGGAAGCUGGGUAUCUUUACAGGGGCGGCCUCACCAGAGUUGAAAUGCGCUGCCUGUGGGAAAGCAUUGGCCAAAGAUUUCCAUGUGGUCCGGGGCCACAUCCUUGACCACCUAAACUUGAAGGGCCAGGCCUGCAGCAUCUGUGACCAGCGUCACCUCAACCUCUGCAGCCUCAUGUGGCACACGCUGUCCCAUCUUGGCGUUUCCGUCUUCUCCUGCUCUGUGUGUGCCAACAGCUUCGUAGACUGGCAUCUUCUGGAGAAGCACAUGGCUAUGCACCAAAGCCUGGAAGAUGCCCUCUUCCGCUGCCACUUGUGUAGUCAGAGCUUCAAGUCAGAGGCUGCCUAUCGCUACCACGUCAGCCAGCACAAAUGCAACAGUGGCCUUGAUACGCGGCCUGGCUUUGGGCUCCAGCACCCGGCUCUCCAGAAGCGGAAGCUGCCAGCAGAGGAGUUUCUGAGUGAGGAGCUGGCCUUGCAGGGCCAACCUGGGAACAGCAAGUACAGCUGCAAGGUCUGUGGCAAAAGGUUUGCCCACACAAGCGAGUUCAACUACCACCGGCGGAUCCACACGGGCGAGAAGCCGUACCAGUGUAAGGUGUGCCACAAGUUCUUCCGAGGCCGCUCGACCAUCAAGUGCCACCUCAAGACGCACUCGGGGGCCCUCAUGUACCGCUGCACAGUCUGUGGCCACUACAGUUCCACCCUUAACCUCAUGAGCAAGCAUGUCGGUGUGCACAAAGGCAGCCUCCCGCCUGACUUCACCAUCGAGCAGACCUUCAUGUACAUCAUUCAUUCCAAAGAGGCAGAGAAGAACCCAGACAGCUGACUGGGUCCCAGCCGAGCCAGCGGGAGCCCCCAGGCAGCAGCCAGGACUCUGAUUUUCUAAUGGCUGUUAGGCCCUCCCCAGCUGAAGUUUUGCCUUGCUAGGAAUUGUGUUGUGUUUAAGGAAGAAACAAGAAGAAAUAGCACAUAAGCUGUUACUGUUUUUGAGAAGCAACAGCCCUAUUGCAUUUACCUCCAUACCUGUUCUUGCCCGUGAAGGGCUGCGUUUUUGAUUCUUUUGAGGCUGGUUUGGGAUCUAGUCAAGCAGUUGGUGUCAACUAGUUCCCCUUCCCCAGCCUCUCUAGUUUUAGUUUACUGAUAGGUUUUAUGCUGCUAAGAAUUCAACCAACAGCCUCACCAGAGAGAGGAGGUGAAGAGAGGUUUCCACUG